AUGGACUGCGUGGACAAGCUCGUGAGCGAGGUGGCGCGGAACGAGAUCUGGCGCGAGCACAUCCGCAAGGAGUCGGCCAUGUCGGAUAAGCACCUGGGCACCCAGACCUACCGCCUCAACGUGUCGAACCUCGGGAAGAACAUCAUGGCCCCGAAGCCGACGGCGCGGCAGGAGGACGGCGGGGCGACGGUGAGCGCGAAGACGACGGAGGUCGUGGACCAGGUCAUGGCGGACCUCGAGAAGCAGACGAGCCCGCGGCCCGCGGAGCGCACGUCCGUGCCUCCGACGGCGAACGGGGAGAUCGGCUGGAUGCUCGGCUACUCCAAGUCCAUGUUCCGCAUGCGAUGGAAGAAGGACCGGGGGCUCUGCGACGUGACGCGCUACGCCGACCAGUCCUGGCGCCUCGGGCGGAACCCCUUUGUGAAAACGACGACGACGAAUGCCUCUGCAAUGGCCAUCGGCGCGCAGAAGAUCCCGCGCCUCGCGCCAGCCAUGGCCGCCAUCGCGACGCUCCCGCGUGCUCUCGCGCGCCGCCACGCGCGCACGCUGUCCCUCAAAGACACGAGCCGCUUCGCGCCGGACAACGACGGCCAAUACUGGCCCAAGACGAACUCGCCCGAGUGGCUGGCGCUGCAGAAGCGGCCGUCGAGCGGCGGCCCCAUCGGCCCGCGCGCGCCGCGCGACGGCGGCCCCAUCGGCCCGCGCGCGCCGCGCGACGGCGGCAACCGGAGCUUCUUCGGCAUCCCAGCGGACGACGCGCCGCCCGUGCGGAGCCCCGUCGAGGAGGGCUGGCUCGAGCAGCGGCGAAAAGCGAGAAUCGAGGAGCGGGCGCGCGAGCAGGCGGCGGAGGCGCGCUUCGACAAGAUCCAGACGACGAACGGCGCGACGCCCCCGGGCUCGCCGAGCGCGCUCGCGCGGCCGCACCCGCUGGCGAGGCCGCCGCCGUCGCCGCGCGUCGAGCGGAUGCGCGGCUUCCGCAUGACGCCCGCGGAGAUCAAGCGGGCCCUGGACCUCGAGGUCGUCGGCCAGCACGCGGCGAAGCGCGCCAUCGCCGUCGCCGUCGCCGAGCACUACGGCCACGCGCGCCGGUGCCUCGAAGACCCAACGCGCAAGGACGCGACGUGGCACAAGAAGAACCUGCUCCUGCUUGGCCCGUCGGGCUGCGGCAAGACGCAGCUCUGCCGCGCGCUCGCCAAGGUCGUCGACGCGGCCUACGUCAAGGCCGACGCGACGAAGUUCUCCGCGACGGGCUACGUGGGCCGCGACGUCGACGACGUCGUCGCCCAGCUCGUCGACGCGGCCGGCGACGACCGCGAGGCGGCCGAGUUCGGCGUCGUCCACGUCGACGAGAUCGACAAGGUCUGCGAGCGGCCGGGCGGCCUCCUGGGCGGCGGCGCGUCCGUGAACACGCGCGACGUCCAGACGUCUUUACUGAAACUCAUGGAGGACGCGGAGCUCGCCGUCGGGAACAAGGGGCCGCCCGUGUCCGUGCGCGCCGGCGCGAAGCCCGCGAGCGCGACGUUCUCGACGAAGUUUGUGCUCUGGAUCUUCUCCGGCACGUUCUUGCCCCUCCUCGAUAGGCUCGCGCGCGAGGGCGCCGCGGGGCCCUCGGCGCGGGACCUCGUCGAGUCGGGGUUGAUCCACGAGUUCGUCGGCCGCGUGCCCGUGCGGUGCGCGCUCGACCCGCUCUCCGCGGACGACCUCGUCAGCAUCCUCGCCGCGGACGGCGCCAUGUCGCCGCUCCACCAGCAGAAGGCCUACUUCGAGACCUACGACAUCGAGCUCACCGUCGGCGACGACGCGCUCGAGGCCAUCGCGGAGCGCGCGCUCGCGCACGGCCUCGGCGCGCGCGCGCUCGUCUCCGAGCUCGACGCGGUCCUGCGCGGCUUCGCGUUCCACCUCCCCUCCGCGGACGCGGACCGCCUCCACCUCGACGCGGCCCUCGACGUGGUCAAGCGUCUGUGCAAGACGGAUCCGGCGACGGUCGAGCACUUCCACAUCCACUGGGUCCACGUCGACCGCGUGCGGCCGACGAGCCUGCUGCGGUGCCAGUGCCUCGUGAGCCUGUGCCUGAGCCACGCGGACCUGCUGAAGAUCGAGGGCAAGGUGCUGGGCCGCUGCGUGAACCUGUGGUGGGUGGACCUGAGCCACAACCGGCUCGCCGGGGACGCGCUCGCGACGUCGGGCAUCGACGAGUUCAGCGCGCUGGGCGCGCUCGACCUCGGGCACAACGCGCUGGGCCCCGAGUCGCUGGCCCCCGCGUCGGAGAUCGAGGUCGUGCGCCUGACGUUGGCGGGCAACGCGGGCCUCGGCGCCGGCGACGACUCGUACCGGCGCACGGCGCUCCAGCGCGCGCCCGCCGCGUGGGUUCUAGACGACCACUUCGUGACGGCCGCGGAGGCCGCGAGCGCCGUCGAGGCCCACGAGGCCGCCGCGGCGCUGGAGCGCAAGACGUCGCCGCCGGCGUCGCCGACGUCGCCGACGAUUCUAGAGAAGCGGACGCUCGCGACGCUCGGCGACGGCGACUGGAACGAGGCGUCCGCCGGCGACACGGCGACGAAGAAGCAUCUCGCGCGGCACCGGCGCGUGCUCGCGAACCAGCCCGCGCGGCCGUUUUUGAGGGAUCAGUACCGGCUGAAGAAUCUGGUCGUCGAGUACGAGACGCGGUGCGCCGCGCUCAAGUCGUGGGCGUCCGCGGAGCCGCGCGACGGCCGGAGGACCGGGCCGCGGCGGCCGCCGAACACGCGGCGCGCGGAGCUCUGCGGCCUGCCGACGCGGGCGCGGCUCGACGCCUGCGUGCUCCUCUGGGCGUCCCUCCAGUUCGCGCCGCUGCCGGCGGCCAUGUACAAGGAGGCGCUGACGAUCCUGCUCGCGCCGCACGCGGGCGUCGGCGCCGUCGGCGACGUCGCGGCGCUGCCGCCCUUCGUGCGCAGCGGCCUCGUCGCGCUCCUGCGGGAGCAGAACGCGGCGGACGCCGAGGCGAGGCCGGGGGAGCUCAACGACCUCGAGCGCGACCUCGCGGCCGCGGUGCCCGCCGUCGCCGUCUGCACCCGCGUGGAGAUCAACCGCUGGUUUGGGGGGUCCCGACCAAACUUUGAAAUCCUCUAG
Messenger RNA from Aureococcus anophagefferens, 3108 nucleotides. RefSeq lists its product as hypothetical. Gene Ontology annotation, molecular function: ATP binding; ATP hydrolysis activity. Lineage: Eukaryota; Pelagophyceae; Pelagomonadales; Pelagomonadaceae. The coding region runs from base 1 to 3108 and encodes 1035 amino acids. The record is from RefSeq and is a predicted model, not a curated record. The transcript has 3 exons. Gene Ontology annotation, biological process: proteolysis; protein catabolic process. Gene Ontology annotation, cellular component: mitochondrial matrix.